GUGCAUGCAUGCAAAGGCCAGGAAGAAAUCAUUUUGGAUUCGUUGCUUCUUCUUGUUCUGCUCCUUGCCAGUGUCAGUGAGAUAUCUAAUCUUCUAGACUUGGAGUGACAAGCGAUUCCAUUCGCCAAGCACCAAAGCUGAAACUAGUCCUGGCACAUCGCCCUAACAUCAAGUCAGUAGCCACUGGGAACUGAACUGGACUGCCAAUCGUCGCGUUAUGGAAGUCCCCAAUCCAAGUGGGCCUAGAGCCGAGCUCCAGGCGACUCUGCAUGACUGUAUUGACAAAUCUCUGAAGCAGCUUUCGACAAUCUGGCACGACAUCGGAUUGUCUGAAAAUCAACAAUGCGAUCGUACCAAAGUUGUACUUGAGCAUGUACAGGGAUUGCUGGAGGAUAUGAGCACCGAGGAAGAAGAAUGCCGCUCCAAGCUGAAAGAGAAUGUGAAGACACUUCGGGACGAGUAUAAACAGUUGUGCUUGCAACUGUCUGUUUCUGAGACGCAGCUCGACAGUGAUCUCACCCUGCUGCGCUGCGAUGAGGAACUCAGAAAGCUCACAACCGAUCAGCGAAAGGAGAAAUCACGUCGAGUUCAGCAAAUGAAGUCACUGCUGCAAGAAGAGGAAGACCUGUCGGCUGCACUCUGUCGCUCCAGUCAGCUAGCCGGCAUCAGCCAGGAGCAGGUGCCAACGCUCAAACAGCUGCAGAGCUGGUCGGAUGUGGUCAGCGAAGCCCGGCAGGACAAGGAAUCGCGAGUAGAAAAACUGCGUUCCCUGCAGCAUGCUGUACAGUCGUUAUGGCUUCAGUUGGACACCAACCCGUCCAACAGCCCCGGCUCACCGGGAUCGCUGGAGUUCCUGCUCAACACCGACAACGGCAUUGAGAAGAUGCAGCUGACCGAUCAGACAGAGCAGUCCGUCAAGGCCAUUGUCAGCAAGCUGGAAGAUGAGCUUGUUACCAUGGUCACAAGGGCAAACAGCUUGCGCUCUCAGAUAUCCUCUCUGUACAGUCGCCUAGAUGUAGCAGAAGAAGAACAAGAAGCAUUCCUGUCGCAAAACCAGGACUGCCGUCGGCCUACAGUCGUGGCGCUUGAGACUGAGCAUGCCCGACUUGAGGAGCUGAAACGUGUGCAUAUGAAUGUUUUUAUUGAACGAGUGAGGUGUGAGCUAGCUGAGCUCUGGGAUCGCUGCUUGUUUGGGAGUCAACAGAGAGAGCAGUUUGCACCGGCAUUCUCCAACGACGAAGCCACCGAGGAGCUGCUGUCAGCUCACGAGGUGGAGGCCGAGCGCCUAAAGCAAUACUUGGCCGACACCGCCCCAAUUUAUGAUCUCGUCAGCAAGCGUGAAGGACUGUGGACGCGUAUGAAGGAUCUCCUGGCAAGCGCUAACAAUCCGAAUCGCUAUGCCAACAGAGGUGGUCAGCUGCUGAAAGAGGAGAAAGCUAGAAAGGCCGUCUCCAAGGAGCUGCCAAGGGUUGAGAAGGAGAUGCAGCAGGCCAUUGAGGCCUUUGAGAAUGAGUCCAAGCAGAUCUUCACACUCCGUGACGAGCGUUACCUAGACACGGUCAGCGAGCAAUGGGAGAGCUUGCAAACCAAGAAGGAGCAGGACAAGACUAAGCGGACACAGAAGGGCAAGGAAGAUGUGCCGCCUGCCAUCGCUAUAACACCACACAAACGGCGACCAGCGACAACACCGUCAAGCAACCACCCAGCUAAGCGUAAAGUCAUAGCAACGCCGUCAGCGUCUGCUUCGCGGAAUCCUCAGCCAACGCUUUCACAGUCGAAAACACCCCUGCGAAGGCAAGUGGCAGGUAGCCAGUCGGCUCGCAAAGCAGGUGUGUCAGCGGCCGGUAAGCCGAUGAGAACACCUCUUCAGGAAAGGAACAACCCCGAAGCUAGCAUGGCACUGGCUGGUAAUAUCAACGAUGUAGCCGACUGCACAAUAGGCUCCAUCGCUGCCAUCAACUAUAAGGAGUUUGAGGAAACUGUCAGUCAUCAGGCGCGCUGCAGUAGCAUGGGCCGCCCCAACGAACUGCCCGUUCUCAACCUGAAGAGCUGAGCUGUAUCACUGUGUGUGAGAGCGCAGUACUGAGCUGCAUCGCUGUAAGAGAGCGCAGUACGAACUAAACACAACUCAAUGCAUAUGUGAUGCAGCACGCAUCUCAAUGCUGCGAAACAGGCAUAAUAUUAUUUUCCAUGAAACGCACCGUUCCGACCAAGUGUAGCCAACUCUAGAACUGCCGUUGCCAUGCUUACUCGGCUACCAACGUAUAGAACUAAAACUAAGCACCUGCCCAGUCCCCCUCCCCUAUCCCGAACCUAACUGAACUUAUCGAAUGUAACCACACAUACGUACACACACACACACAUGGGAAUCUGCUGCGUCUGACUUGCUAGCUCUCAUGUGACUAAAUAUGUGGUUCACUGAAGUAGCAUGCAGUAUACCAUACGCAGCUGUUUACGCAGAAACCGACCAAAACCGCUAGCUUCGCCGCGCUCGAACGUCUCCAAUUGGCACAAUGUGGGCUAUUGCCAUUGUUUCGCUUUGCUUGAGAUGCUUUCUUGAUAUCCGAGAUAGAGUUUAGAUUCUUAACUUUGCUCUGUGAGUCAUCGACCUGUAACCAUAGCAACCAGUAGCCAGUGCAUGCUCAGCCUAACCACUCACCACACCGCGCCUUAUGUUGGCGGAUCCCAGCCAUGCAUGCAGGGUUGCUCUGCUCGUCCUUUGACCUUUCUAUUCCCUUUACCGCCGCUGUUGUUCAGUGCAUGCUGUGUGUCUUGUUUUUUUUGUUUUUUUUAACGCCAUUAUGUUGUGCACGGUAACAUUAGCUCUACAUGUGUGUGUGUGUGUGUGUGUGUGUGUGUGUUUGUGUGUGUAUGUGUGUGUUGCAUACUUUGUGCCAUCUUGCAUUUUUCUUGUAUAUUGUUGCACCGAAAUGACUUUUAUUUCUUAGAAGUGGAGAGUUUUAUUUUGUCACUUUAGCACAGACUCAGUGUGGGUAGAGUUUGCUCCCAAACACUUCUGAGCCCUUGCACCGAACGAGUGCUUUUCCCAUCUUUCCUGCUCUGCGCUCGUUUGUUUUGCGCCAUGUUUGCUACAAUGUUAUCCUUUGCUUCGUAUUAUUGUUAUUUUUUGUGUACAUAUACUUAUGCUCAACUGA
This is a messenger RNA of Sycon ciliatum, 3155 nucleotides long. Its product is annotated as protein regulator of cytokinesis 1-like. Gene Ontology annotation, molecular function: microtubule binding. The coding region runs from base 218 to 2053 and encodes 611 amino acids. The record is from RefSeq and is a predicted model, not a curated record. Gene Ontology annotation, biological process: mitotic spindle midzone assembly; microtubule cytoskeleton organization. The transcript has 16 exons. Gene Ontology annotation, cellular component: spindle; cytoplasm; mitotic spindle midzone. Lineage: Eukaryota; Metazoa; Porifera; Calcarea; Leucosolenida; Sycettidae.